AUGACCACUCCAGACAUUAUAACUUACAUCCGAUCACUGGAGGCUGUUAGGGAUAAAGCCAACUUGGUAUAUCAGCUUGGAAAACAAGGUAAACUCGAUCAUUGGGAAUUUGAUGAAUCCAAAUUAGAAGUUGUAGUUGAGUAUUGCGCUAAGAUCAUCGAAAGAGACUUCGGUGCAGAUUAUGCCAAAAUUCCUCCUCAUUGUCGUCGGAAUCAUUUUAUAACACCUUCAAUUGAUCGAAUUUCCCUUCUUCUUUCGAAAUCCGAUUUUCCACCUUCCGCACAACCUCUGGAAAGAGCAAGUGCAUUGAUUGAUCUAUAUUUGGUUUCGGUAUUACUUGAUGCGGGAGCAGGACCAGAUUGGACUUACACUGAAACCGAUGAAAACGAUAAAGUAACUUGGAAAGGUGGUAGAAGUGAAGGUUUGGCAAUCGCUUCUUAUCAUAUGUUUAUCAAUGGUCUAUUCUCAAGUGAUGGAAUGAAUAAAUAUCAAGUUGAUGUCAAUGGAUUACAAAAUCUUACUCCUGACAUAUUGGCAGAACAUCUUCAAGUAUCAGAAUCAAAUCCUAUGGCAGGCUUAGAAGGAAGAUGCAAUUUACUCAUCAAACUCGGUGAUGCACUGGAGAAAAGACCUGAUAUCUGCAAGGAUGGUAGACCAGGUGAUAUCCUAGACUACUUUUCCACCAAAAUCAGUAAUUCAACCUUGCCACUUUCCGAUUUCUGGUCAACAUUAUUCUCCCUUCUUCUUCCCAUUUGGCCAUCAAGGACUACACUCCCUUCAUACCCUAAAGAACCACUUGGUGAUGUAUGGCCUUGUGUCUCACUUUCCAAAUCUUUGGACGAAUCUCACGAAAAAAGAGUGCAAGGUGAUGAUUUCGUCGUAUUUCAUAAAUUGACUCAAUGGCUGUGCUAUUCUUUGGUCGAAGCUAUCGAAUCUCAAGCUGGAUGGAAGGUUGAUAGAGGAAAAGGUCAAACUGGAUUACCUGAGUAUCGAAAUGGUGGACUCUUAGUCGAUUUAGGUGUUUUGACUAUCAAAUCAUCAUCUCUUGGAGACAACGCUUAUCCAAAUGGAAACAAUAAGCCUCCAGUCUUAGAGCCUUCCCAUCCUGCCGUCAUUGAAUGGAGAGCAAUGACUGUGAUAUCCCUUGAUAAGAUUCACGAGCUCAUUUGUGCCGAGUUGAACGUCACAUCUGACGUGCUCGGAUUGGCACAAGUGCUAGAAGCUGCCACUUGGAAAGGAGGUAGAGAAAUCGCUAAAGAGAAAAGAGAAGGUGGUGGGCCUCCCGUCGAGAUCAUCAGUGAUGGCACUGUGUUUUAG
Molecule: messenger RNA, 1317 nt
Organism: Kwoniella shivajii
Lineage: Eukaryota; Fungi; Basidiomycota; Tremellomycetes; Tremellales; Cryptococcaceae
Exons: 8
Coding region: 1-1317 (438 amino acids)
Source: RefSeq, a predicted model, not a curated record